Molecule: messenger RNA, 8004 nt
Organism: Ictidomys tridecemlineatus (thirteen-lined ground squirrel)
Lineage: Eukaryota; Metazoa; Chordata; Mammalia; Rodentia; Sciuridae
Source: RefSeq, a predicted model, not a curated record
GUGCCCUGAUGCCUUUACAUAGGGGAUCCCCUCCUUCAGCCCAACUUCAGACACAGCAUGUACAGUGGCCACACAGGUAGGCACUGUCCCCUGAUGGGUGAUUGAAGAGCAAAUGGGAGGGAAUUUGAGGAAAUCAGAAUUUUGCCUCCGGCUCUAUGGGAACGUUUCUCUGGUAUUUAUGGUCUUUAUAUCUGUCUUUACUCUUAAUCUGUAGUGUACCUUCAGGGAAUUUUAUUUCCCUCAUUCAAAUUGCACAAAUUGAAAGCACUCUGAUAGAAGCUGGGUGGAAAGUAUUUUCAAAGCAUAUGAGACCAUUGCAGGAACCCCUGGGGAAUUGAACUGUUUGUAUAAUUUGAAUCUGUAGUUCCAAGUCUUCCCAGUUCUGGAGUUAUUUAGAUUUUGGGGGGUGGGGCGAAGUAGCAAUUUAAAGAUUAAAUGUUUCUUACUAAUAUUUCUGACAAUGGUAAAGAUUCUAAAACAAGACAUUGAUGAGCGUAGAGUCUACAGAGAGCCAUGCUUUGUUUCUUGUGAAUGUGCCUCAGAAAUCAGAACCGGAAGGAUGCGAAUAAUAAACCCCUACACCAACUCAUUUGCUCCACACAGAAGUGCACCGAGGGCUGGAGAUUCAGUGAAAACAUGAGUUUCCCAGAGUUGCACAGUUAGUGACAAGCUGUGUACGCCAUGGAAAUUAAUGUGGAGAAAGACAAACAAACAGGAGAGACCAAGAUUCUCUCUGCAUCUACCAUUGGCCCAGAGGGGGUCCAUCAGAGAGGAGUCAAAGUCUAUGAUGAUGGUACCAAAGUAGUGUAUGAGGUGCACUCGGGAGGCACCGUGGUAGAAAACGGAGUGCACAAAUUAAGCGCAAAGGAUGUGGAAGAGCUUAUUCAGAAGGCUGGACAAUCAAGCUUGAGAGGAGACCACAUGUCAGAAAGGACUGUGAUUGCGGACGGAAGCCUCAGCCACCCCAAGGAACACAUGCUCUGCAAAGAAGCCAAGUUAGAAAUGGUCCAUAAAUCUAGGAAAGAUCACUCUCCUGGGAACCCAGGGCAGCAGACCCAAGCCCCCAGCACGGAAGGGCCAGAAGCAAGCUUGGAUCAGCCCGUCACCAUGAUUUUUAUGGGCUACCAAAAUAUCGAAGACGAAGAGGAGACGAAAAAGGUGCUAGGCUACGAUGAAACCAUCAAGGCUGAGUUGGUCCUCAUCGAUGAAGACGAUGAGAAGUCAUUGAGAGAGAAGACAGUGACGGAUGUGUCCACCAUUGAUGGGAAUGCAGCCGAGCUUGUGUCCGGGAGGCCGGUCUCAGAUACCACAGAACCCUCGUCCCCAGAAGGGAAGGAAGAGAGCCUGGCCACAGAGCCAGCCCCAGGGGUCGGAUGGCGAAGUGUGCUGCUAACAGGAGAUGAGACAGGCUCAGGUGCCCCAGAAACAUCCAGCCCAGACAUGACUCUGAAGAAGCCCCCGCAGCUUUCUGAGGAUGAUAUCCAGCUGAAAACCGAGAGAGACAGCUGUCGUGCCAAUCUCUUGGAGCCUGCUCCUAGACCUCUUCCCUCAGAUCACCAAAACAUGGAAAUUGAGGUGUCUGUUACAGAAUGUAAAAGCGUUCCUGGAAUCACCUCCACCCCCCAUUCCAUAGACCACCCCUCCCCAUUCUAUUCACCCCCUCACAAUGGCCUCCUCUCUGAUCACCAUGAGUCCCUGGAUAAUGAUGUGGCCAGAGAGAUCCGAUAUCUAGAUGAGGUGCUGGAGGCCAACUGCUGUGAUUCUUCGGUGGAUGGAACUUACAACGGGACAUCCUCCCCAGAGCCUGGUGCGGCCACCCUGGUGGGCAGCCUGAGCCCACCAGCCCACCCAGCCACCCAGCCGGAACCUGCCGAAGGAGCCGCGGGCAGGCAGGCCCCCCCGCACAUUGAGCUCAGCACAAGCCCCUCUGACACCAUGGCCGAGAGGGCAAGAGUGAAUGGCCAUCCCCCCGACCAGCCGCGGGACACGCUAGGGGACAGUCUGCAGGCCCCUGCGAGCCCCAGCUCCUCCACCAGCUCCCGCGGUUCUUCCCGAGACGGGGAGUUCACGCUCACCACCCUGAAGAAGGAGGCCAAGUUUGAGCUGCGCGCCUUCCACGAAGACAAGAAGCCCUCCAAGCUCUUCGAGGAGGACGAGCGUGAGAAGGAGCAGUUCUGUGUGAGGAAGGUGAGGCCCUCGGAGGAGAUGCUGGAGCUGGAGAAGGAGAGGAGAGAGCUCAUCCGGAGUCAGGCGGUGAAGAAGAAUCCCGGCAUCGCUGCCAAGUGGUGGAAUCCCCCGCAGGAGAAGACCAUCGAGGAACAGCUGGACGAGGAACACCUGGAGUCGCACAAAAAGUACAAGGAGCGCAAGGAGAGGAGGGCCCAGCAGGAGCAGCAGCAGCCCCCUCCAGAGCUCUGCACAGCCCCUGCUUCCACUCAAGAACGCCCAGGCGGGACUGAAAAGGAGGACAUUGUCACAGAACAGAUUGACUUCUCUGCCGCUCGCAAACAGUUCCAGCUGAUGGAGAAUUCCAGGCAGACGGGGGCCAAGGGCCAGAGUACACCCCGGCUGUUCUCCAUCAAGCCUUUCUACAGGCCUCUGGGGUCCCUCCACUCUGACAAACCCCCGACCAUCCUGAGACCGGCUUCUAUUGGGGUGGCUCCAGAGGACAGUGGCGUGUCUGCAGCCCAGGGGCAGAAAGCCCCCGGUGCGCUGGAGAGCCAGUCGGCGGGAGGAGGCCCUGGCAGCACCGCCCCUCAGGGAAAGGAAGGGCCCUACAGCGAGCCCUCCAAACGCGGGCCCUUAUCUAAACUGUGGGCCGAGGACAGUGAGUUUACCAGCGCCCGGGCCGUCCUCACCGUGGUCAAGGAUGAUGAGCACGGCAUUUUGGAUCAGUUCUCGAGAUCGGUCAAUGUCUCUUUGACCCAAGAGGAGCUUGACUCAGGUUUGGAUGAGCUGUCGGUGAGAUCCCAGGACACCACGGUCCUGGAGACCUUGUCCAACGACUUCAGCAUGGACAACAUCAGUGACAGUGGGGCGUCCAACGAGACAACCAAUGCCCUCCAGGAAAACUCCCUGGCUGACUUCUCUCUGCCUCAGACUCCACAGACAGACAAUCCCUCUGAGGGCCGAGAGGGCGUCUCCAAGUCAUUUAGCGAUCACGGUUUCUAUUCCCCGUCCUCCACACUGGGGGACUCCCCGUCGGUGGAUGAGUCCUUGGAAUAUCAGGCUGGUCUCCUGGUGCAGAAUGCCAUUCAACAAGCCAUAGCCGAGCAGGUGGAUAAGGCCGCGCCCCAGGCCAGCAAGCCCGGAGCAGAGCAGGGGAGUCCUGACACAGCCCUCGAGGGAGCUGAAACCGGAGCUGCUGGCCCCGAGAAGCCCCAGAGCAUGUUUGAGCCACCUCAAGUGUCCUCUCCUGUUCAAGAGAAAAGGGAUGUAUUACCAAAGAUUCUGCCUUCAGAGGACAGGGCUCUCAGGGAAAGGGGGCCCUCCCAGCUACCACCAACCGUGCAGCCCAGUGGCCCAGUCAACAUGGAGGAGACCAGGCCCGAGGGGGGCUAUUUCAGCAAGUACUCGGAGGCUGCCGAGCUGAGAAGCACAGCCUCCCUCCUGGCCACUCAAGAAUCCGACGUGAUGGUUGGGCCCUUCAAGUUGAGGUCAAGGAAGCAGCGGACGUUGUCCAUGAUCGAAGAAGAGAUCCGAGCAGCCCAGGAGAGGGAGGAGGAGCUGAAGCGGCAGAGACAAGUCUUGCAGAGCGCACCGAGCCCCAGGACCAGGAACGCCCCGUCGCUGCCCUCCCGAACCACGUCCGGCUACAAAACCGCCCCAGGGAAAAUAGAGAAAGUCAAACCUCCUCCAUCCCCCACAACCGAAGGCCCCAGCUUGCAGCCUGACUUAGCCCCCGAAGAGGCUGCCGGAACCCAGCGGCCCAAGAACCUGAUGCAGACCCUCAUGGAAGACUAUGAGACACACAAAUCUAAAAGGCGCGAGAGAAUGGAUGAUAGUAGUUACACCUCUAAGUUACUGUCUUGCAAGGUGACCUCUGAGGUCCUUGAGGCCACACGGGUUAAUCGAAGGAAGAGCGCACUGGCCUUGCGCUGGGAGGCGGGGAUCUACGCCAACCAGGAGGAAGAGGACAAUGAAUAAACUUCCUUCGGCCCAGGAAACGUCUUUGGUGCUUGGGAUACCAAGAAACCAAGAAAUGAUCACAUCAAAGCAUUUUGAUGGACUAUUUAUUAAAGUGCAUACAAACUCAGCAAUCCUUCUGUAGACCAGAAACUGCAACACACAACGAUGAGGAAUAAAGCAAAAAGGGGGUCCACCCGUCGAAUUCUGAGAUCCAGGAGUCAGAAGAGAAAGGAUUUCUUUGUGACUCAAAGAAGCCUCUGGAUUUGGACCAGUCCACAAUUGAUCCGAAAAGACAAAGACAUUAUAAGCAAAUCUACAUAUUUGCUGAGGGCAGACCUUUGACCAGCCUUGGUGGGUGAUGAGGACAGACACUGAGGAUAAGUCCAUUAGUGAGCUGUAGGGCCCAGGCUGUUGCCAUCUGUGUGGCACCGGGUAUUUCUCUGCUCUGGCUUCCCACCCCUUGCUCGUGGCAUCCAAGGUGUUGGAUUGGCACCAUUUUCUCCAGCAGCCAUACAACGAAUGGUGUUCCUCUCUGUGGUUGCCCCAAAGAGGCAGUUAUGAUAAUAUUUCUCUUACAUUUGAUUAUUUUUAAUUGGGAGCAAUUAAUGAUUGCAAUGUAUACAAUCCAUAUUUUUAAGACAAUAUAUCUUCAUGUUGCAGAUGCAAUCUCUUCUACACUAGGAGGUUGAGGAAUGUGGGGUGAGAAAGCCAAACCAAAUGGAUUAUUUUAGCUUUAGGAUCUUGUCCGCUUAUACUCUUGACUGAUGUGUAGUUUAGAAGAACACAUUUUCACAAUUACGUUUCUUCACGUGAAAACUAUAUUUAGUGGGCAACGACUAUUUUUAUGAUGGGAUAGGGGAAUAUAAACAUGAAUAAAACCUGUACACAUUGAACAGCUUGGUUCAAGAUGGUAGGGGUAUUUUUAGAUGGCAAUAAUUGGGGGAAAAAAAAAGGUCAAACUCUGCCUUAGAGAGGUAGAUGGCAAGAAAUAAAAGUGUUUAUAACUAUUUUGUAUUAUAAAGUGAGCCUUAGAGGUAGUAGGAAGAAGGAAGGGAUGUUUCGGGUCAAUAAAAAGGAAACAUUAAAGUCAAUGAAGGUGGGGGGAGAACGAGGGAGGAGGGAGAGGGAGAAGAAGGACGUGAAAGAGAUUAUUUUUUGGCUGAAUGCUUUUCAGGAUGCUAAAGAGAAAAAUGUAGAAUAGAAAUUUUAAGUGCAGGCUUGGAAUCAACUACAAAUCCUAAAGAUGGUGUGUGUGUGUGUACACCUUUGUGUGUUUAUGUAACGAGUGUAUGUUCACGGGUGUAUGUGUGUGUGUGUGUGUUAAAUUUCGAUUGCUCACGACACCUGGGUGUACAGUUAUUUCCUCCAAAGAUGUUAGCCAGCAUCAGGAGUGAGUGAGAAUUUCUUUUUUAUGAAAAGGGAUAUAAAGGCACCGAGCUGAUGCAGUAUUUGUAAUAUUAAAUUGACCUAACAUGGUAUUUGCAUGAAUCACAAUUGCAGAGUUUUGAGUAGUUUUGUAAUUUGACAUUUAGGAAUGUAUCCUAUUUAUUCUCAUGCUUUGGAUUCAUGCUUAGUAUACACUAGAGGAUGCUAGCUUUACUCUUUUCUGUCAUUUAAAGCAAUAUGAUAAGGGCAUUCAGUAAUUGGGUGCCCUAAAUUUCUGGAUGAGAAAAUAACUAACCAGCCUUCGUUAUUUUUCCUUUGUUUUAAAACCAUUUUUUAAAAGCAAUAAUUAAAUUAGAUCUCAUUAAAAUUCUUUUUUUUUUGUUUUCAUAUUGUUAUGUCAUAAGCUCUGAUAUGUUAUUCUCAUAAGUAGCAAUUCCACAAAACCCAUAUGUAGUGUUACACACAUUAUCUUUGCUUUUUUUUUUUAAUCUUUGCUAGUGUUGACUUUGAGGAAAAGUUUAUUCACAAAUGGUGGGCAUAAAGUAAAAAGAUGGAACUGGCCAAUAAUCCCUAAAGAUCCUUUCAAAGUGCCUCCGGUACCUGUCGUAUGCACCCACAUUCUGCAGAUUGUAGCCGACCUUGCAUGUGGGCAUUUGGCAGUUGGGAUGGUUCAUUCUCCUGAAUGUUCAGCCAAGUGCUAAUCAUUGGGGAACACUGAACAAAUAAGACCCCUGAUAGAGGAGUUCAUUUUAUAGUGGCAGAGGCCGGCAUGGAGCCAGGUAUUCCCAGGAAGGUGACCUCCAUGUUAGAGCAGAAGUCCUGCCCCAUUGGAAUGGGAGCGCCCAGGAAGGAGGACCGCCGUUUGUCUGAGGAUUUCUGGGCUGAGGACCGAAUGGGAGGGGCGUUCUCUAAGGAGACCCAUCAGAGGAGCAGAGGUGGCAGCAGCACCUGUGGCCCCAAGCGCAGUGGCAGUCAGGAUGGUGGCCAGUAGGCUACAUUUAUGGGUUGCUCAGGAAAUACACUGUGCUUCCUGCUUUGGGACAGACAUGGAACUCUUAGAGAGCACAGGCAUGCUGUUGACUAACUCCCCCCAUUUUUCACAAGCGGGAACCAUUUUCACCACUUACCUUAAGCUUUUGUUCUGUCUGGAAGGGGAUCUUGUACCCAGGGGACAGCUGCCAUGGAGAAGAGCUGGCAGCUGGGAGGAACGUUAGGAAGCCACCCAGUUCAUGGGAUCACUUUCAAGGCCACCUUGAUUGAACAAGAGGCACUGAUUGCUCUAGAGCCAGGAUCCCUUGGGCCACACUCCACGAAUAGAUGAGGAAAUAAAUGUGAUUUCUGUGACUCUUUCUCCCAGUCACGGACCUGUUUUUACUGUGUCCCCUACAUCUCCAACCUUUACUAGUUCUCCCAAAUUGCCUUCCGGAUGACUGCUAUUUCCUUGCUCUACUCACUGACAAUCCCAUUACAUUCCUAUUAAAAAUGUAAAUUACAGUUCCCCUGGGUAGAGCCAGGUUUUCUCUGUGCUCUUGUUUUUUUUAUUCAUUCAAGAAACAUUCCCCCUCACUGCCACCCCAUGCUUGCGCCAUGGACACAGCACUGUGCUUUGGGAUCCCACAUGAACCCCUGUAGCUUCCUGAAGAUGGAACAGACCCCUGGAGAAAAGUCAUUCCUGCCUAAUCCACCAGGAGAAAGAGGCUCAGGAAGCUCUCUGCCUCUAAGGCUCGGCCUCACCCUUCAAUAGCGCACAAGCUUGUUAAUGUCAACUAGAACAAAUGUUGAGAUUUUGCAAACUGUUAGAGCCUUCCCGGAAGUAUUCCUUGCUGCAGUGUUUAUGGAUGUUCAGUUUCUUCCAGAGCCGAUUAACCACUGACACGCCUUGGUUCUCUCAUCCAGAAAUUAUGGAAACAGGGUCUGUCAGUGACAGAGGUUGGUUGAGUUCUACUUGGAUGACAAUGCAAUUACCCAUGCAUGCUGCCCACCCUAGGCGAUGACAUAGAAGCAGUAUCUAUAUCAGUGUCCACACACACACACACACACACACACACACACACACACACACUCAUAACAAGAAACACUAAAGCAGUGUUGACUCUUGUCGCUGAAGACAAACAUUUUUUUUUCAAAUGAAGAAUGGAUUUAAUUAAACUAUGUAUUGGGAAAAAAAAAUAGCCUAAGUAUUAGAGAAGGUGACUAUAUCCAGUUUUAGUUACAGAAUCAAUUUCCUGAAUUUUUAGCAUUCAGUGAGCUGCCAAUUUUGAUUGUGUUGCUCUUUAUCCAGAUGACAUUUUCUUUUUUUAUUGGAGGAGGGGAAAAAAAAAGCAGCAAUACUGUGUUUGAAAAUUAUACUCUGUAUCUGGCUUUCCUGUGUAUGUUAACCACUUCGAUGUUAUUCUCCUGCUUCGGUUUUAUAGUGAUUGUGAGGCAUUCAAUGCAAGUAUACAGUUAUUUUCUCAUUAAAAACCCGAUGUGUGUUGUGUUUUUAUAAAA